CGGGUCGGGACAUAUGUUGACCCGGCUCGCCCUUUAAAAUCCCCUUCAAAUAACUUUCUCCUUCAUUUGGUCUCCUACAUUUUACCCAACACAUUAAUCCCCUCGAAAACUCCAUUUUCGUUUGGUGUAUACACACAGAUAGAAACACAUAUUUAAUCGGAGCCAAUUGGAACGGAAUUUAUCUUUUAAGCGAGUUCAGUAUCGACGAUGUCGUCGCCUUUGUCGUCAAAUCCGGCGGUAAAUUCCGAUCGAUCGCCCGCGAGGAGAAGAAAGCGGAAGAAAAUGCACAGUCAGAGCCAAAACCAAUCGGAAAUUAAUCUCGAGGGGAAUCCACGGGUAGAAUGGAAAUCGGACGCGCAACAGCAAAUCUACUCGGCGAAGCUCCGCCGCGCACUGCAGCAGGUCCGGCGAGGCGGCGGGACACCGCUAUCCGCCUCGCGGCGGGUGCACGAGGCGGCGGAUCGGGUCCUGGCGGCGACCGCGAGGGGCCGGUCGAGGUGGAGCCGGGCGGUACUCACCAGCCGGCUAAAGGUGAAGUUCGCGAAGAAGAUCAGCGCGGAGAAGCGGCGGCGCAAGGUGAUGACGGUGAUCACCGGCGGCGGGGAUGGCCGCGCCGGACAGAGGAAAUCAAAGGUGAGCGUCUCGCGGCUUAGUUCCAAGGGACUUCCGGCGUUUCAGAGGAAAGCCGGGAUCCUCGGCCGGUUGGUCCCCGGUUGCCGGAAACAGCCGCUGCCGGUGGUUUUGGAGGAGGCGGCUGAUUACAUAGCCGCGCUUGAGAUGCAGAUAUGA
Molecule: messenger RNA, 789 nt
Organism: Striga asiatica
Lineage: Eukaryota; Viridiplantae; Streptophyta; Magnoliopsida; Lamiales; Orobanchaceae
Source: the annotation of a GenBank genome assembly